AAGAGGCGCCCGAGAGAGGGGGCUCAGAGCGCACCCACGGAGCGUCGCGCACAUUGCACCAGGGACUCUGCUUUUUGGAAAGACUGGGAGACAAAAGUGGAAUCCCUGCGCCAUGACGGGAAAGGAGGGAGUUGUACUUUCAGACACUGAGAAUAAACAGAAACCCGCCUCUCAAACCAGCGUGAUCCACGGGGGAUCACAGCAGCCGCCUCCAGUUUGGAAGAUGGGCCCCACGGUGCACCGGCGCACCGGCUUCGGGAUCCAGGAGCUGCUCGGCCUCAACAAGGAGCCGCCGGCGGUGCCGAGGCGGCCGCUGGAGUCUCUACCGCACAGGGCGCACGUCCUGGCCGCCAGGUCGGCCCUCGGCCACGGGGGCCUCGGAGUCGGCAUGGGUUUACUGGGACCAGAGGGAAUACACCCGUUUUACAGUCAGCCGGCCUUUCUGGAGGUGCUGUCAGAGGCGCAAAAUGUUCACCUGCAGCCGCUGCACAGGGCGGCGCACAUGGACGCACAGAUGGACGCACAGCACUCCUCCAGCUCCGAUUCUGAUGACAUGAGCCUGUCCUCCGGUGAUAAGCAAUUCUCCAAAUCAUCCAUGAGUCAAAGCAAGAAACGAAAGAAAAGACGACACAGAACUAUCUUCACAUCCUAUCAGCUGGAGGAGCUGGAGAAAGCCUUUAAUGAAGCUCACUACCCUGACGUUUACGCCAGAGAAAUGCUCUCCAUGAAGACAGAGCUUCCAGAGGACAGAAUACAGGUUUGGUUUCAAAACCGCAGAGCCAAGUGGAGGAAAAGGGAGAAGUGUUGGGGUCGGAGCAGUGUGAUGGCAGAGUACGGCUUGUACGGUGCCAUGGUCCGCCACUCCAUCCCCCUCCCCGAGUCCAUCCUCAAAUCAGCCAAGGAAGGCAUCACAGACUCCUAUGCUCCAUGGUUACUAGGUAUGCACAAGAAAUCCAUUGAAACUACACACACCUCCCCCAGCAAAGCCAGCAGCACGACACCGACGCCUCCACAGGAGAAAAUAGUGGAAAAGAUGACGGAGGAGGACAAAGAGAAGCGGACUAAAGACACAAAGUCUGAGAUUUCUAAAGAGGAACUGAGGGAGAACAGUAUCGCUGUUCUGAGGGCCAAGGCGCAGGAGCACAACGCUAAAAUGCUCUGCAAAGUUUCAGACAGACCGAACGGCCACGUCACACAUAAGGAGGAAGCAGAGGAUGAUGUGACAGAACAAGAAACAGCAGAGGCGGAAAUAACAAACUGAAGGAAAGACACAGACUUGAUUGUUGUGGUGAAACCCAGAUGCAGAUCGGACUCUCUUGGUUGAGUUGAGGACAGACUUCAAAUGUGGAUCCUCAGAUGUUUGACAGACAAAUAGCUUUUACAUUUCUCCACAUACGUUUUAAGUCAACCACUGAGAGAAAUUCUGCUUUGCUGCUUUAGAAAUAAAUAUACAACUAACCAAAACUCUACAGCUCAAAGGGUUUUUCCUCCCCAUCCACAGAGACUAGUUUCUCUAACAUUUCUGACAGAUGUUCUGGCACAGCUGCAUAUACAAUACUUUAUUUUCUUCCAGUAGAUUAAAAUGAUCUCAAGGCAGCUGCAUUGUACAACUUAUGUUUAUGGGAGUGGGAUGCUUUUAUUAAACAGGAUCUGUGACCUUUCAGACUAUUUUUUUUUAUUCCUGAACAUCUAGAGGAGGACACUCGGCUUCUGCUGCUCCAGAGACACAAACAGGAGCUGACUAAUAUCUGAUCUCCUGUUGAUAUUUGCUGAAAUCCUCUCUGUUGUAAAAAGGAUGUAAAAUGUUUGAGUAUUUGCUGUGUAUAUACUGUAAAUAAAACCCAGUAGAUGCCAUUACUGAAUAGUUCGCCAA
This is a messenger RNA of Sphaeramia orbicularis (orbiculate cardinalfish), 1873 nucleotides long. Its product is annotated as visual system homeobox 2-like. The transcript has 5 exons. Gene Ontology annotation, cellular component: nucleus. The record is from RefSeq and is a predicted model, not a curated record. The coding region runs from base 113 to 1261 and encodes 382 amino acids. NCBI's taxonomy places the organism in Eukaryota, Metazoa, Chordata, Actinopteri, Kurtiformes, Apogonidae. Gene Ontology annotation, biological process: regulation of transcription by RNA polymerase II. Gene Ontology annotation, molecular function: DNA-binding transcription factor activity, RNA polymerase II-specific; sequence-specific double-stranded DNA binding.